UCUGGGCAGGCGGCGCGCCGGACAUCUCCCCCGCGGGGUCCUUCGGGUCCGUUUGAAGUGCAGCUCGAGCCGGGCGAACCGGAGCCGCGGGAAAGACAACAACAAGAGGGCUCGAAGAUGUCAGGGAUUGCCUUGAAUCGCCUCUCACAGGAAAGAAAGGCAUGGAGGAAAGACCAUCCAUUUGGAUUUGUGGCUGUACCUGUGAAGAAUCCAGAUGGUACAAUGAACCUGAUGAAUUGGGAGUGUGCUAUUCCAGGCAAAAAAGGGACAACUUGGGAAGGAGGCUUAUUUAAACUCCGGGUGCUUUUUAAGGAUGACUAUCCAUCUUCACCGCCAAAGUGCAAAUUUGAGCCACCAAUAUUCCACCCAAAUGUAUAUCCGUCAGGAACUGUCUGUCUGUCAAUUCUAGAAGAGGAGAAGGAUUGGAGGCCAGCAAUCACUAUCAAACAGAUAUUAUUAGGUAUUCAAGAACUUUUAAAUGAACCAAAUGUUCAGGACCCAGCUCAAGCAGAAGCCUACACAAUCUACUGCCAAAACCGAGUGGAGUACGACAAGAGGAUUCGUGCACAGGCCCGACGAUUUACACCAACAUAAAUGUGAGCGAGGGUGGGUUAUGGCAUGGACAACAGCAGAUGCCAGGGAAAUUGCUCAGCAAUACCUUUUUUUUUAAAAACAAAAGUGACCAGGUUUUAAAUUGGGCCUUAGUUUUAUAAAGCCCCAGUAUAUUCUUUCCACCAGGAAUCAUCUGAUGACUGACAUAUUGUUUAUUUCCUCCAGUCCCAGAGCUUUAAUUUGUUUUUUUCCUGUUGUUGUCCACUGUUGUGGAAAUGAACCUGGUCAUUUGACAAGCCAGGGACUUGCUGACCUGACUUGAUCCAAAAUUCUUUCAGGAUCCUGGCCAACAAUUUGUAUUUUUGAUGGUAUAUGAUAAAAUAUAAAGAUGAAAUAGACUUGCUUUUAUUUUAAUAUGGAAGAAGCUAAUAUUCCGAGUGCCGUAAAAAGUUAAACUUUUAUACUUAUCAUAAUACACAAGCACAUACAGUAAUACCAUCUUCAUUUAAUAUUGUCGGUGUUUAAAGAGAGGAAUAUUGUUUAUGUUGUGUUGUUUACUCAAAAUUAGAAGGUUCAUUUAAGCAUCCUGGGCUUAUUUUAUGCUUCACCAGGAAGUGAGCUGGACUCCCAUCUGACAGUCUGUUCUGCCUUCUCUCUAUUUACACAAUCUUGUAUCCAUAUGUGUCUUAGAAAUAUAAUAAAGGAUUCAUCCAAAAUGUU
Messenger RNA from Hemiscyllium ocellatum (epaulette shark), 1272 nucleotides. It is a transcript of the gene ube2ia, whose product is annotated as ubiquitin-conjugating enzyme E2Ia. Lineage: Eukaryota; Metazoa; Chordata; Chondrichthyes; Orectolobiformes; Hemiscylliidae. Bases 118 to 594 code for a protein of 158 amino acids. Gene Ontology annotation, molecular function: SUMO conjugating enzyme activity. The record is from RefSeq and is a predicted model, not a curated record. Gene Ontology annotation, biological process: protein sumoylation. Gene Ontology annotation, cellular component: nucleus. The transcript has 7 exons.